AUGCGUCACCAUGAUGUGAGGGAAGUGAGAAAAGCUGCAAAAAAGGCAAAGACCUUCGAGACGCAAAAGCUGUUGAAGAAACUGAAAGAUCUCAGACGCAAAGCAGAAAAACCAAACGAAAUAACCGAUGCCGAAGCUCAGUUAGAUGCUAUUAAGCACAUCACCCUUGACGUCAUCGCAGAUACGGCACUCAGGACUAAAAUGAACAAGGAUCAUAUAUUAUCGACUAACGAAGACCUACAACAUGCGCUAUCCAUGGAGUUAUUGCCGAGUCCUAUCGCGUCUGCUGCCGCAGGGUCACAUCUAGCCAAAGUGCAAAGCCGACUCCUCAGUUCCAAAGUUCUUGCCUCAGAGAUAUCCAUAGUGAUUGGAGGUAUCAAGGCAACAAUAAAUCCUGCUUUCGCUGCAGCUCAAGAUGCAGCAAGUGAAGGAGAGUCCGAUGCAGACGUUCCGGCAGUUCCCAGGAAAACCAAACGGGUAUCUGCGGAUAAAAGUACACACGGACAUAGCAUGAGUGUUCCAGAAAAGAAUGAAGAAGACGGCGGUAAUGCCGAAGAAGAUGAAAACAUUCUCGACGAUGGUUGGGAGUCAGGUACCAUCAGUGGGGGCGAUCAAGCUUCGGAGGACGAAUGGGAGUCUGGUUCAGUGGACGAUGUACACCACGGCACGAAAGAAGACGGUGACUACUCUUCUGGCAGUGAGGGAAAUCUCGCGGCACCGAGCAGUCCACCUUUGCCUAACGAGUCCAAGCCACAUCAAGGCAAGGCAAAAACUGUCGGCUCUCAGUCCACAUUUCUUCCAUCUCUUGCUGUCGGAUUUGCUCGCGGUGAUUCAGAUUCAGAUUGGAGCGAAAGUGAGGCAAAGGAUGCGGACGGUAUCAAAAAGAACCGGCGUGGGCAGCGGGCUAGAAGAGCAAUUUGGGAGAAGAAGUUUGGGAAGAAUGCUAAUCACGUGAAGAGGUACCAGGACGAUCCGUCAAGGCGUGAGCGCCCUACGGAACGGCGACGGGGGAGCCAACCUUUGGGUCAACGCAAUUCGGACCGUCCUCGAAAGCGUGACACUUCAAAUCAGCAACAUCAGCAACCACCUGAUGCAGGUUGGAACAGGCGAGAGCCAAGCAAUUCACAUACGAAGAGUAUUGUGGGGACACGCUCGACAAUAGUGUCAAGUGCCGGAAGUUCUCAGCGGAACGACCGCCACGACGAGCGACCUCUACAUCCCUCAUGGGAAGCUAAGAAAAAACAAAAAACUGCUGGCAUUGUACCUUCACAAGGCAAAAAGAUUGUUUUCUCAUCGUAAUUCUUAGAUGCAUAGGAUGCACAUAUGUAGUCAAUGUAUCAUGAUCGUCAUAUUUUCGCGACAUUUUGGGCUCCGUCUAUCCAAAGAGAAAAUAAUACUUCGUGAAAGAGAACAAGAUAGAGGAAAAUAGAGGAAGAGUUCACAACAAAAGGAGGAGUUUUAAGUAGCCAAGGAAGAGUAUAUGACUUACGGAAACAUGCAAAAACAAUAUGGAUACAGGAAGUCAGGAUAGAAUGAUACUUUUUGAAUAAUUUGACUAUACUCUCCUCGUCAUGCACACACAUGCCUCUUGCCUCCUUGCAAUCUACACUUUCGUGAACACCACAUUUCUUUGCAUCGCGGACAUCGAGGGAAGUCAAAUCCACUCUUGUGACAUGUAGAACAAACAGUUCGGCUGGACAGCUUUGAAGCGGACUCAACAGCUUCUAGAAUAGGGUGGAGUUUGUUACUACCCAGGUCGAUGGGCAAUCUGGAAGGCCCUGGGUCGGUGAGAAUAGCGGGUGAAUUUUUUGUAUAAAUCUCCACAAGACAUGAAUCAGAGGAAGAUGUCCGGCUGAUGGAAGGACGGGUAGCGGAUAGAGGUGAAUCGGGUGCAACAGAAGAGUCUGGGGUGUCGUAAUCAUAUACCGACGAGGAUCCCCUGAUAGGUAGCUUCCCUCGGCGACGUUCGUAUAAUAGAGAAAUGGAGACUUCUGGCAGAUUCAAGAAUGCAUAAGAACGCAGCCAUGAAGAUGCGGAUGGGGUGGUGGUGAAUGACCCGUAAGCACUGACUGUCCCUGGUACAGGUGAAGUUGCGGUCGCCGUGGACAGUUUUUGUACAUAUGCAGAGAGCACAGAUGACUGGGAGGAUGAUCUAGAAGAGCGCGAGCUACUCCGUUUAUGGAAUCGUAUGGGAAUGGAGAAACAGUUUGCAUU
This is a messenger RNA of Serpula lacrymans var. lacrymans S7.9, 2214 nucleotides long. RefSeq lists its product as uncharacterized. Gene Ontology annotation, cellular component: 90S preribosome; nucleus. Gene Ontology annotation, biological process: maturation of SSU-rRNA. The record is from RefSeq and is a predicted model, not a curated record. The coding region runs from base 1 to 1299 and encodes 432 amino acids. The transcript has 5 exons. Lineage: Eukaryota; Fungi; Basidiomycota; Agaricomycetes; Boletales; Serpulaceae.